This is a messenger RNA of Polistes dominula (European paper wasp), 1729 nucleotides long. RefSeq names its product decapping mRNA 1 (gene DCP1). NCBI's taxonomy places the organism in Eukaryota, Metazoa, Arthropoda, Insecta, Hymenoptera, Vespidae. Gene Ontology annotation, molecular function: enzyme activator activity; mRNA binding. Gene Ontology annotation, biological process: deadenylation-dependent decapping of nuclear-transcribed mRNA; positive regulation of catalytic activity; deadenylation-independent decapping of nuclear-transcribed mRNA. Gene Ontology annotation, cellular component: P-body. The record is from RefSeq and is a predicted model, not a curated record.
AUAAGCCUUUAAAGUAUGUUAUGGCGUUCAUAAGAAGCAGCUGCUCGAUUUGCUUCAAAAUACCGGAUUCGUAAUUAUAAGCUCAUUCGAAUAAGUCGAAUCGUGUAUUGUUAGAUUAAAGAAGUUUAUAUUUUAUUAUAUUUGUGUUAAGUUAUCCAACAAUAUGACGGACUUGACGGAAUUGAGAAUGAACGUGGCGGCAUUGAAACGCGUUGACCCCUACGUGAAGGAUAUUCUUGAGACAGCGACCCAUGUAGCUUUGUACACUUUUAAUGGAGAUAAUAACGAGUGGGAAAAAACUGACAUCGAGGGUGCUCUAUUUGUUUACUCUCGAAAUGGCGAGCCAUAUAAUAGUAUUCUCAUCAUGAAUAGAUUGAACACAAAUAAUUUAGUGGAACCUGUAACGCAAGGCCUAGAUUUACAAUUACAAGCACCUUUUCUACUAUAUAGAAAUUCGCGGUGUAAUAUUUAUGGUAUUUGGUUUUAUGAUAAAGAAGAAUGUAUACGUAUAGCUGCAAGUUUAUAUAAACUAGUUUUGGAAACAGAAAAAAAUCGUAAAGCAGCUAAUAAACCUAUUCAAAAUAAAAAGAAUGCAGAAUCUAAUGAGAAUAAUGUGGAUAUAUUUAGUAUGCUAAGUAAAGCUCAAGAAGAUUUUAAUAUCAAUAAAGCAAACAGUGGAGGUGGUGGGAAACAGUCGGAUAACAGCAAGUCUCCAUCUAAUACUCCUGCAACGGAUAAUAAUUCUGGACCUCUUAUGGCUCCAUUAGGUCCUGAUGUAACGUCUCAGAGUGUUAUGGAUUUUUUUGCAAAAGCUAAGGUAAAUACCGGACAUUUCAAAGCUGGUGAUCAACCAACUGCUAUAACUACAGGCCCAAAUGAAAAUAAGCCUUUAUUACUUGCACGAUUAAUGUCCCAUCCAGCAGCGCACACAUUAGAGCAUAUCGAAAAACAACAGAGAUCGAUAACUCCACAACCUAUAUCGUUGCAGUCACUAAAACCUACUCCCCCAACGCCAUCGAUUAACUCAGGUAGUUUAAGUUUGUUAAACAGGUCUAAAAGAAGGAACAACAAACCUGCUUCUCAAGAAUCGUCGUCAAUUUCUACAACAGCAACAGUUUCUCUAGAUCUUCAACCACCGAUAAGCCAAAGUAAUGAUGAAAAUAAUGGUUCAACUGGAUUUCUUAGGAUACAAUCACCAACAAAUACAACACCUUCUAAUAUAACUAAUCAUCAAACUUCAAAUAUUAUUACUACUAGUAAUACAAAUCCUCUUUCAUCUUUGUUCGCUCAAGCGCCUGCCAAUACAGCUUCAGAAGAUAUUAUCACAACUCCAUCUUUAUCGGGUACAGGAUUAGCACCUGCAUUGAUACCACCUGUUAUGUUUGCGGCUCCAAGUCCUGCGGAACCUUUAGCUAGGCCAUUAGAACCGCUGACAAGGAAUCAACUACUUCAAGCUUUUAAUUAUCUGUUAAGAAGCGAUCCAGAUUUUAUCAACAAACUUCACGAAGCUUACGUUAAAUCGUUCGGUGAAAUUGUCUUCUAAAGUAACACAUUUAAAGAGAGAGAGAAAAAAACAUGAUAAUAAAAUAAUACAAGAAGAAGAAGAAGAAGGAAUAAAUAAAAUCAUUACAAUUUGUAAUUAAUUAAUAAAACGCAUUAUGUGCGGGUUGUGACGAAUCGACUGACGAUAUGUCAAAAGAAUUUGAUAUUCCUAAAUUACAUAUAUAUG